Molecule: messenger RNA, 696 nt
Organism: Epithele typhae
Lineage: Eukaryota; Fungi; Basidiomycota; Agaricomycetes; Polyporales; Epitheliaceae
Exons: 1
Coding region: 1-696 (231 amino acids)
Source: RefSeq, a predicted model, not a curated record
AUGGAGGACAUGGCUAUCAACCACUUCUGCAGCGCCCUGCGCACGAACCCGAUGUUCGUGCCCGAGGAGCUGCACGUCUGCACCGCCUACUUCGUCCGGAAUAACGUGGCCUGGAAGAUGCUCUUCGCCGCGCUCCCGCGGCUGCGGCUCCUGCGAUUCACCGACGCCUUCAUCUUCGACCCCGCGGCCCGCGCGUUCGAUACCUUGCACAGUCUGACAAACGCGCGGGGUGUCGACCGCGUGGUGGCGGGGUUGGAGGAGGUGCGCAUCGAGAUCGCGAAGGAUCGGAGGGGGGAGUCCAAGUCCAAGGAAGAGAUGUACCAAAUGUUAGACGCACUGAGAAAUUUUGGACGCGCACGCGUCGACAAGGGGCCGGACAGGAAGCUCAAGCUCUUGACGCUCCGUUUGCCUGGUGACAUGGGGAGGCCGAGGAAGGGCGUGCGUCAGAAGACACGCAUCGCGCUGGCGAAGGUGUUUGGCCGGGUGAGCUACGAGUUCCGUGAAGAUAUGGCGCAAGAAAAGGUUCUAGAGGUCACAGUGCUUCCAAAGAAGAAGACUUGGGGAGACUGGAGGGAAAGUUCCACCCGGCGGGUCGAGGUCGAGGUCGAGGUCAGAGGUGAUCAAAAGGAGGAUUCGUUAAUGGCGCAAGACUCGUACCACUUGCUUCCGGUUGACGACAAAGUAUGCCGGUCGUAG